AUGCUCCCGAACGGCGCAGCUCUUUAUUUCAAGGGACGAUUAGCGCCGAAGCUUGGGCUCAAGAGCUGCUUCCCCAUCCAUGGUCGCAUGCUUGACGCACCACCCAUCGUCAAUCGCAGCUUCAUUGUCUUCAUCGUCGAUGCGGGCAGCGACGUGACGUGGUACCACCGUGAUACGGCGCGCAACAACCAUCGCACGUCGCAGAGAGCCAUGGACGACACUGCUGCCGCUGCCGCCGCCGCCGCCUCCGUCUCGACCGCACGCGCCGACGAGCCGGAUUCGAGAAACAGCCUGCGACACAUCCUGGCUGCCGAACCCGCCAUGGACGACGCGCGACCGUCUCCCUCACCGGGCGACACGCCUGCGCCCGACGACAGCGAGAAUGCAGAUGCGCCCGACGGCUCCAAGACAGCCGGCGACAGCGAUGGGGCGCGCCCCUACUACACAUCGACCACGACAACGACGCGCCGCAAUGCGAAUGGCAGCGUGUCGUCGGUAUACAGCGGCAACAAGAUCAAGCACCUCAAAAAGGACGAUGGCAUCCCGCUGUGGCGCAAGGACAUCCAGUACGACUUCCUCAAGCUCGUGUUUGAGGACGACAAGACCGUCUUCACCAAGCAGUCGGACCCGCAGGCCGGGCCCAUGCACACGUUUGCCGACAUCUACCUCGAUGCCAUGGCCAAGAGCAGCAAGUGCAGCAAGAUCCUCAAGGACAAGCUGCUGACGGAGCGCCCUGCCGCCGUCAACAUGGCCAUGGUGUGUCUGCUGGUCAACGUGGGCCGCAUGAACACGACGCUCAACUUCUUCCCCGAAAUGCGCGCCCAGCUGCGGACCUACCACUCGAUCCCCUCGCUGCAGGCCCACCAGGACCCCAACGCUUACAAGCAGCUGCAGGACGCCCCGCGCCUGAAGUCGAUCCUCAAGGGCGCCACGGAGGAUCAGGAGCAGCCCAGCACUGUCGACGAGAUCAUGCAGGCUCCCAUACCACGCACGAACCCCGUCAACCUCAUCUUCGUCCUUUCUCAAUAUGCGCCCAAGAUCUCCGAGCUGCACUUCUUCCCUCCCCGCGACUUCUUCGACCUUGUCAUGCGCUCCAAUCUCAGCAGCAGGAGCCGCGCGACUGCCUUCCUGUGGCUCAUGUGGUGGUAUCUGGAGAGCGACUUCACCAAAGAUGCUGCCGAGCGCAAUCCCUUUGGACCGGGACAGUUUGGCCCUGCGGACGACCCUAUCACGGCCGAGAAUCCGCUCAAGUGCCCACCCUUUGACUUUCUGACCCCCGAACAGGAGGCCGAAGAGAAUGUCGAUACCCCAGACGAGAAGGUGUUUGGUGAGAUUAAGCGCAAGGAGAGGAUAGCAAUUCUGGCGAGCGACAUGGCCCCAGUGGUGACGGGGCCGAAGCGCACAAACAAGAAGAUAUUCUCCGUGCUUGCCGAUGAUGGCGCAUCCACCCCAGGACGAGACAGGCAGUCGCCUUCUCAUGGCUCGGCAAGAGGCCGUGGGAAUCUCGCCAAAUCCAUCAUCGAGCGCGACUAUCCGUCCGACACUGAUCGCACGCGAUCAGCGUCUCCGCCUGGCAGCGUGUACAACACAGGGAAAAAGGUUACACCGAACAUGCGCAUUAACACACUUCUCAAUGACGAGGUGCCGGCUUCGUCACCCGCGCCAAAGGGACCCGGCCGCGGCAACUGGGCGCGCAACCGCCUGACAGGCGGCGGGGGAGCUGGCGCAGGCCCUGGCGCACGCAGCUUCAAGAGUCGACUCGAUGCUGGUGCAUCACAAGAUGGCCAGUCACCUUCUACGAGCGCGCCAACGUUCAAUGGCCCACAUGGCUUCUAUCUGCCGCUCAAUGGGUCCGAUCCUAGCCACAAGCGCACACGGCCCCUCACACAGCACCAACUUGCUGUUGAACAGUACCGCCGGCGCCGCGUCGAUGUCAUUCUCGACCGCGGAAUCCGCGUUGAAUACAAGGCUGCUGCGAGGCGGCGGCGAACGACCAACACAUUUAUGCGCGCUUGGAUCCGGUGCAAAGGUAUGGCAGAUGGCUAUGAUACGGACGAAGAGAGUCAUGCGCAGGCCCAGUAUCAGCAAGACAUUGAGGUUGGAACGAAGACGCCGCCACCUAUGCCUGCGGGGCUUGUCCCGAUGGAUUUUGGGGGCGAAGUCAACGAUCAUGGAGAGGAAAGUUACUACAGGGCCAAAAUGUUGAGCCGAGCCCUUCGGCGACUGGAGAGAUGGGAAGAUGGCAGAGUCACCAUGAGGGCAAGACCCAAGGGUGCAGUCAGAAACGGCAUCGGCGAUGUUGGCAGUAGGCCGGUGGCAGAUGACGAGGACGAUGAAGACGACGAUGACAUGCAAGAUGUGGAUGACUUGAGGCGAGAGGAGGAGAGCGAGAGCAGCGAAGAGGAGGAUAUGGAAAGGACAUACGACGCGCACACGUUGCCUCCUUUGCCCAGGAUGCAUUGA
Molecule: messenger RNA, 2463 nt
Organism: Parastagonospora nodorum SN15
Lineage: Eukaryota; Fungi; Ascomycota; Dothideomycetes; Pleosporales; Phaeosphaeriaceae
Exons: 5
Coding region: 1-2463 (820 amino acids)
Cellular component (GO): Ino80 complex
Source: RefSeq, a predicted model, not a curated record